Messenger RNA from Apis cerana (Asiatic honeybee), 2471 nucleotides. It is a transcript of the gene casp, whose product is annotated as Fas associated factor casp. Gene Ontology annotation, cellular component: endoplasmic reticulum; nucleus. The record is from RefSeq and is a predicted model, not a curated record. Lineage: Eukaryota; Metazoa; Arthropoda; Insecta; Hymenoptera; Apidae. Gene Ontology annotation, molecular function: ubiquitin binding. Gene Ontology annotation, biological process: ERAD pathway.
CUACCAAUCGUAAUUUCUCAUAUAUAUUGGAAAUAUUUAUUCGAGUUGUGAAAAUAUCUGUCGUUGGAUGUACAAAUAAUUAUUUACUAUUGUAAGGAAAAAUAUAUAAACACUAGAUGGUUCAAUGUUCGUUUGAAUUAGUGUGAGAUAUAAGACGUCAAUGGCUUACAUUAGUUGUGCAUGUUGCUUGUAACGAUCAAAAAGUAACGAGAUAGAUUUCGCGAUCUAUAUAUUUUCUCUAGUUUGACAGUAAACGACGACACAAUGGCUGGAGUCCGGGAUGAAAUUUUAGCUAACUUUCAGGCAUGUACAGGAAUUGAUGAUGUUGGUGAUGCCAUUAAAUAUUUAGAAGAAUCAAAUUGGGAUUUAUUGGUAGCAGUAAAUCAAGCUAUGCUUCGUAGUACACAACAAUUACCUUCUGAAAUAAGUCCAGAUAUAGAAAUGAUAGAAGAAAUUGAAAGAAUGCCACAAUCACAUUCAUUUUCAUCUCAAACUAAUUGUGAUUCUAAAAAUAAUUCCAUAAUGGAAGUAACAGAAAAUUCAAAACCAGGAACAAGUAAAUCUAAAACUUGUGAAAGAGAAAGGACACUUACAUUCCAUGUUAAUCAUCUUAAUAAUGAAUAUGAAAUAAAUUUAUCUGAAUUUUCAUCUUUAAAAGAUCUCAAACAACUUAUAUGGGUACAAACAAAUGUCCCACCUUGCCAACAACGUCUUUAUGGAUGGAAAAAAGAACCAAAAUCAGAUUAUAGAUCAUUACAAUCAUUAGAUUUACCAAAAGAAAAUACUUUAUAUAUGUCUCCUAUAACAGAAGAUGUUGAUUUAACAACUGAUAUUGUGAGUUUAUCAAAACGAAUGACUCAAACAUAUACUUUAAACAUAAGAGAUGAAAUAAACAAGGAAACAUAUAAUUUGAAAUUUCCUGGAACAAAUACAGUUUUGGAUGUAAAAUCUGGUAUUUAUUCAUUAACAGCUGUUCCAGUUCGAAAUCAACAAUGGAAAGGCUGGCCAAAUUCAGUAAAAAAUGAUAAUGUUAUGUUAGCCCAAAGUGGAAUUUCUUAUCCAGAACAUGAUUUAUCUGUAAAUGAACUUCCCAUGAAAGAAGAAAAAAAGGAUGUCAUAGAUUUAAUUGAAAGUGAUAGUUCAAUAGAUGAAGAUGAUAUAGAAGAUGAUAUUUUUGUAGAUAAUGUCAGAUCUACAAAAACUCAACGUCUUAUGCCAGAAAAUGUAGCAGAUGAAACAAUAGGUACAAUGCAUUUUGCAGAAGAAUUUGAAAAACGAUAUGGACCAGCACAUCCAGAAUUUUUUACUGGUACAUUUAAAGAUGCAGUUAAAGAAUCAUGUUUAAAGCCAGCAAAAGAGAGAAAAUUAUUAGCUGUAUAUUUACAUCAUGAUAAUAGUGUACUAGCAAAUGUAUGUUGCACACAAUUAUUAAGUUGUGAAGCUGUACUUCAAGUUUUAUCUGCAAAUUUCAUAGUAUGGGGUUGGGAUAUUACAUUUGAAUCUAAUAAACAAAAAUUUCUUUCAUCUGUAAAACAAACAUUAGGAUCAUUUGCAACAUUAGCUAUGGAAAAUAUAGAUGUCGAUACUUUACCUGCUCUUGUAAUUAUAAUGAGAGCUAGAUCCAUUACAGAAAUGUUUACAGUAAUACAUGCCAAUGUGGGAGUAAAUGAAUUAUUAACUAAUUUAAUUCAUGUUGUUGAAGUAUUUCAGGAACAAAGACGUACCGAUAUUGGUGUUGAAGAAGAAAGACAAGCUAGAGAAAGAGUAAAACAAGAACAAGAUAGAGCAUAUCAGGAAAGUUUAGCUGCAGAUAGAGCAAAAGAAGAAGCAAAACAAAUGCAAGAAGAAUUAGAAAAGCAACGAAAAGAACAAGCAGAAAACGAAAGGUUGGCUGAAGAAGCAAGAAAAGAAGCUCAUAGACAGGCGGUAGAAUCGAGUUUACCACCUGAACCACAACAAGGAACUGGUGAUGGAGUGUUAAAAGUACGAGUACGGCUUCCAGCUGGAAAAUUUUUAGAGCGCAGAUUUCAAUCUGAUACACCUCUACAAACACUUCUUAACUUUCUCAUUGUGGAAGGUUAUCCAACAGAAGAAUACAAAGUUCUGUGUAGUUGGCCUCGAAGGGAUUUAACAUCUAUGGAUUCAAAACUCACUCUUAUGGAUUUAAAAUUCUGUCCUCAAGAAACAGUAAUUUUAGAAGAACGAUAAGUAAUUUGUUGUAAUUAAAUUAAAAUGUAGAAUUUAAGCAUUGCAAUAUUCUGAAAGUGUUAUUUAUUUAACAAGUUUUGAAUAGUUAUCAGUUAGUAUGAGUUCAGUUUAUUGUGCAACUACAUUUUUAUGCUGUAUCUUUUCGUACUAUUCAUUCGUACGACAAAUGUAGUCUUAUAUUAUAAAAAGUCCUUUCCAUGCAUGUGCAUUGUAUAUUUUAAAUUCCUAAAAAUAAAUUACAUUUCAAAAAACCUCAAACAAAA